CGGGACGUGUAUGUGGACGGGGGCCAGACGAUUCGAAAGUUCCUCACCGCUGGGCUCCUUACCAGGAGCGCAAGAUACCAGACAAUCUAUUGAAAGAGACCCCACAUUUUACCCACUGCUAGAAUUCGCUGAGCAUGCCAGGUGCAAGGUUUCUUCCUGUAACUCAAGGGAAACCUAUGACACUGAAACACUGUGGCAUCACUGUGAUGGGCGCAUGGGCGCUUGACUCCCCCCCAAUUCCGCCUGCCCCUUGCCCGCGCGAUCCGCGUGUUCCGGAUUGCUUCAGGAUCCUCGUCAGCGAGGUUCCCGUGACGCUGGGCGACGGGGUGCCCUUGUUCAGUGCGCAGGACCUGAGCCGACUGAAGGAGGUGUCUUCCAGAAAGCUGGAGGGCGGAAUGCGUCAGGUCACCUACACGGCCAGAGCACGGCCGGAGCACGAGUGACCCGGGGUCAGAGAAAGUGGAGCCUUUCGGAGCGGGGCGGGCGGAGGGGAGGG
Messenger RNA from Durusdinium trenchii, 496 nucleotides. The record is from the annotation of a GenBank genome assembly. NCBI's taxonomy places the organism in Eukaryota, Dinophyceae, Suessiales, Symbiodiniaceae.